Anopheles marshallii is the source of this 2712-nucleotide messenger RNA. RefSeq names its product protein kintoun (gene Nop17l). Gene Ontology annotation, cellular component: cytoplasm. The transcript is spliced from 3 exons. Gene Ontology annotation, biological process: axonemal dynein complex assembly. The record is from RefSeq and is a predicted model, not a curated record. Bases 1 to 2712 code for a protein of 903 amino acids. NCBI's taxonomy places the organism in Eukaryota, Metazoa, Arthropoda, Insecta, Diptera, Culicidae.
AUGUCGACGAAGGAUUUUAACAUCUCGCGAGACGAGUUCCGAAACAUCACACGCUGUUUGGACAAUGAGGAGUUCCGUGACCUGUUCAUGGAGUACUGCAACGAGCUGCGGGAUAAUAAGAAACAGUAUGAAGACGAACUGUCCCUGCUGGAAGCGCAACGAGGAUACGACGUAAAGUUCCUGAAGCCGUCGCCGGGUUACGUAAUCAAAACAAUCGUUGACGGGAAGCAGAAAGGAUUCAUUAACGUGUGCCAGUGUGAUCUGGUGCAGAAACCUACCAGCACCAGCGGCGUAAAUGAGGACGGUUCGAAGGGUCUGAAAUGGAGCAUCCCGUACGCUCAAACGCAGCCGAGAAAAGAUUACGACAACAAGCGGGUUGAGUGCACCGUGUAUGAUGUUAUGUUUCAUCCGGAUUCGUUGCAUUUGGCCUCCAAGAAUGGGGGCUUCCGUAAGCUGCUCAAUGAUACAUCACUCGACGCAGUUGAGAAGGCAUUCAAAGUGAAGCUGGAUCGGGCCAAUCUUCGCUUUCCGAAGCUACAGUACAAAGGUACUCCAAGUUCCUCGGUAGUGCGAAAGAAGAUGCCCCAUUGCGAUAGUUUACCGAAGGACGAACUGUUCGACAAGCUGCUUCCGCCACUGCCAAAUGCACCAAAAUCCAAGGAAGAUUUAAAACUUUCCGAAAACAUCAUCCCCAAACCGCAUAACGAGCGCACGGGGAAAACAAAAAAUAAGGAAAACGUUAAUCGAACGGCGGUAGUUGGUAUGGGCAAUAAUCCGUUUUACGCUACACCAGAGUACAAAAUCAUCCAGUGCCGUGAUGUCGAGUAUGGUGAGAUGACAAACGAGCUGGAUGCAAAGAUCGAUGUAACGAUUCCCCGCGAGCUCAAGGUGAUCAUCACGCUGCCAUUGCUAAAGUCGGCAUCCGAGUGUGCGCUGGAUGUAACCAAGACAACGUUGUACUUGGUAAGCGAGAAGCCAGCCAAAUACAAGCUGGAGCUAAAGUUGCCCUACGAGGUAAAGGAAAACGAAGGAAAGGCUUCCUUCAACAUUGAUGAGCGAUCACUCUCGGUGACGCUGCCCGUGCUGCGGAAACGAAACAUAACACUGCAGGACAUUAACAGCGUCAAUGCGUCGACCAUCCCGCACGCGAAAGAGUCGGGAAAGUUGAUCGAAGAAAUCAAUACCAUUCCAGCGGCAAAUGUCGAUCCACAAAUGGGCACGGUUACGGCUGUGCCAUCUGUGGUGGUGGAAUCGUCCAAGAAAACGGUAUUUCCCAAAUUUUCUGUCAACAAGAUGGAGAAUCUUCUAGCAUUCACGCUCAACGUCCGGAAUGUGGAUCCGAGCACGAUCCAGCUGGACAACCGUACCGAUUCGGUGUACUGUCGAUUCUCGAACCUAGGUAAUGGAUACUUUCCCUGCUUUUACGUGUUCUUUGUGCGGUUCCCUAACGCACAGGUAACGGAGGUUCAGCACGAGGAAUGGGACAACAAUCUGAUCAUUCAGAUCACCCUCAACACGGCGAACCUUUCGUCCUAUCGUGCUGGCCCGGGAGAACACGAAACCGUGGAGUAUUCGAUAAUGGAAGAUAUUUCAGAUAAGAUUAAUAAAUUCGGGAAGGAAAUCGAAGACGACAGCCUGUGUAUAGCAGUGGUACGUCAAGCAAAAGCUUCCGCGAAGGUAAAAUCGGACGAACGGAUGAGUAUCGAGAUUACCAAGCGGGAGGAAACCGACCAAUCGCAGCACGAGGCAAUGAAUGAGAUCGAAACGGAAAAGGAGGAAGAGAAAUCUUCCCUGCCCGAAGGUUUCUCGGCCACCUCUGCCGAUGAGUGCGACGAGAAGGAUGGUUCUGAGGCGGAGAAGGCCAGAACAUUGCUGAAGGCGAAGAGAAACUCGCGCAAAAAGAAGAAGCAGCGUUCGCUGUCCGAUUCCUUCUGCGAUAAUUUGAAGGUGAUUGUAGAAAAUGAGGCCACCACGGGAAGCUUCGAACAGCCGAAGGUUGGUGCGAAAGUGGAAACUCCACAGCCAUCAGCUAAAGCGGGUCCGGACACUCCGGAAACGAAGGCGAGAAAAGCUCGCAGCGUAUCGGAGUGCUGUCCGGUGAAGGAAUCGGAAGAUGAAGUACCGACGCUCACGCGGAAGUAUAAGGGCAUUCUGAAGCGCAGCUCGUACGAUCGUAGCAUCAGUGAAUGUUCAUCCGUGGAUGAUUUGGGUACAUCGGUCGAAAUGGCACGAUCGAUCGGAGAAUCGGAGUGUCGGAAGACGGUACGAUUCAAUAACUCCAUUCGGAAGCAACUGUUCAGAUCGAACUCUUGCAUACUCACCAUGAAGAAGAAAGCUCAAAAAAGAAGAGAAGUGAAGCGCCGUGCCGAUGCCCGGCGAAUGAGCGAAGGGGAAAGCACUGAUAACGACGAAAAAGAUGCGCAACAUCACGACGAUGAGCAUUGUUCCAGCAGCGAUCAGCACGACGAGAAGGAUGCGAUGGAGGACGAUAGCGGUGUGUCGUUCGAUUCGGAAUCGGGUGACAAGGAAGCGGUUGCCGUUAAGGAGGCUGGCCUGAACGGUGGCCGCGGGAAAACGGCUUCAAAGCGGAAAAACAACAACAAGGGGGGCACGAAGUCAGCUGGCUCGAAGUCAAACGGUGGUAAGAAGCAUGGUUCCGAUGCAAAGAACAUUGAAUUCAAAAGUGAUAUGAUUUUCGAUAUCGAAAUUUAA